Quercus robur (English oak) is the source of this 4266-nucleotide messenger RNA. RefSeq lists its product as uncharacterized. Gene Ontology annotation, cellular component: cytoplasm. The record is from RefSeq and is a predicted model, not a curated record. Lineage: Eukaryota; Viridiplantae; Streptophyta; Magnoliopsida; Fagales; Fagaceae. Gene Ontology annotation, molecular function: ATP binding; protein serine/threonine kinase activity; protein tyrosine kinase activity. Bases 309 to 3869 code for a protein of 1186 amino acids. Gene Ontology annotation, biological process: peptidyl-threonine phosphorylation; peptidyl-serine phosphorylation. The transcript has 9 exons.
GGUGCCAAAAAAGACCCUAAGGCCUAAGCUCCCUCUCUCUCUCUCUCUCUUCAGUCUUAAACAAAAACAUACACAGAGAGAGAGAAAGAGACAGAGAUUUAAAACAAACCCCCAAAAAAGAAAAAAGAAACUCACAGACCAUCACAACGCAGAACAUAAAAUAGCAGCAACCUCCGGCCACUCCACCCUCUCAGGACUCAAAUGUUGCCACUUUAUUGAGCCUUGUACGAGAAUGAGGUUUUGUUAGGUGUGGUGGAUGCUUCUUGCUGAGACCUACUACUUGUAGGUUUUAGUGGUAAAAAUAAGAAAUGGCAGAACCGAACUCGGUAGAUGUGAUUCUGGAAUUUCUGCAAAGAAAUCGGUUUACGAGAGCCGAGGCAGCUUUGCGCAGUGAGCUCAGCAAUCAUCCUGAUUUGAAUGGUUUGCUUCAGAAGCUUACGAUUGGAGAUAAAGAUAAGAGCUCGGGUAAUAUGGUAGAGGAGGAUAAUGGGGAAAAACUGGUAGUGGAAAGUCAAGGGUCGUCUCGGGAUAGUCUUGAAGUUUCGAAGGAAUUAAUUGUGAAAGAGAUAGAGUGUGGGACUGGUAGAAAUGGGUCUGAGAGCAAAUGGAAGAAUGCUGCUUCAACUGGUGAUCGGAACAAGAAUAAUGAAGUGGCUGGGACAAGUGAUAAGAACUUUAGUUUCCUGAAAGGUUCAGAGGACACCGUGCUUGAUUUGUAUUCGUGGAAGUUCAAUCCUAGUAAUGGUCCUGCUGGAGCUUAUCAGAAUGAUGGUGGUAGUAGUACUAAUACUAGUAGCUUUUCGGAGCUUCUGAAAUCAGAACAACCAAGGUAUCGAACGAGUGACGUUCCUGAUGCUGGUAAAGUCCCUGUGAAGCCAAGAAGUGAGGAGCCCACAAAUUUGUGGCUUGGAAGCACUAGCAAAGGUAUUGUGGAAGCCAAGCAUGAGAGGAUCCAAACAAGUGAGCCCAAAGAACCUGUUCAGCAACAUAAGACCAGUAGCACAUACUUCAUAGGAAACAUUUCAGAUAAUCCAUGGUCAAGAAGUGAGGAUCCCACAAAUUCAUCUUCUGAUACUUGGAAAGAUUGUUCUGUCAAGACUGUUUUUCCAUUCUCUAAGGGGGCUGUGUCAACCAGUUAUGAUAAUGCUGUUGUCGUUGACAAAAAAGAAGGCAAGAAAAAGUCAGAAAUGAGUGAUAUCAGGGCAGCAAUAAAAGACCAGGUGGAUGAGGUGGGAAGAGCUCUGUACUUUGUCAAGUCACAAGGGGUUCCAGAGCAAAAGACUAUCAGCAGCUUGAGUUUUCCUUUUGCAUCUGAGAAUCAGAAGGAAGAGUUUCCUAGGUUGCCACCUGUUAAACUUAAGUCGGAGGACAAGUCAUUGAAUGUUAAUUGGGAGGAAAAGUUUGAACGGGAUGGACCUGCUGCAAAACUCAGCGGUGCUGAUAACCCCCUCCUUAUAGGGUCAUACCUGGAUGUUCCUGUCGGACAAGAGAUAAACUCUGCAGGUGGCAAAAGGAUUGCAGGAGGUAGUUGGCUAUCUGUAAGUCAGGGAAUUGCAGAGGAUACAUCUGAUCUGGUUUCUGGUUUUGCAACUGUUGGUGAUGGAUUAAGUGAAUCUAUUGACUAUCCAAAUGAGUAUUGGGACUCUGAUGAGUACGAUGACGAUGAUGAUGUUGGAUAUAUGAGACAACCUAUUGAGGAUGAGGCCUGGUUUCUGGCUCAUGAAAUUGAUUAUCCAAGUGACAACGAAAAGGGCACAGGGCAUGGCAGUGUUCCAGAUCCACAGGAAAGAGCUCCAACGAAAGAUGAGGAUGAUGAUCAAUCUUUUGCUGAGGAGGAUUCUUACUUCUCUGGUGAGCAAUAUUUUCAAGCAAAAAAUGUUGAACCAGUUACAGCUUCAGAUGAUCCUAUAGGGCUGUCAGUGACUGAAAUGUAUGGGAGGACUGGUGAGAAUGAUUUAAUUGCUCAAUAUGAUGGACAGUUGAUGGAUGAAGAGGAACUGAAUUUGAUGCGUGCAGAACCUGUCUGGCAGGGCUUUGUGACUCAGACGAAUGAACUCAUCAUGUUAGGGGAUGGGAAAGUUAUGAAUGAGUGUGGGAGGUCGCGGCUAGAUGAUAUUUGCAUGGAUGAUGAUCAGCAUGGUUCAGUUAGAUCAAUUGGUGUAGGAAUCAACAGCGAUGCUGCAGAUAUGGGUAGUGAAGUGCGGGAAAGUUUAGUUGGAGGUAGUAGUGAAGGGGAUCUAGAAUACUUCCGUGAUCAUGAUGUUGGAAUUGGUGGGUCUAGACAUCAUCAUCAUGACUCAGAAAAAAAAUAUAUUGAUAGAUCAAGCAGGGAUAAAAAGAAAAGUAGCAAUCAAGAGGCCAAUAAGUAUGUAGUUGGGAAUGAUAAGGGUGUAAGUAUGCAGAUGAAGAGUCACACUGAUGGAUUUUCAUUUCCCCCACCAUUGAGGGAUGGGCAGUUGGUGCAUACAGGCUCUAGUAAAUCUUUAUGGUCAAACAAGUGCAGUGCUAUCAUCAGUGAUGAAACUGAUGAGCGUCUUAAUGCUUUGGUGGGAUCUGAUGAUAUGCUUGCUUCAUGGAAGCGGAAAAGCAGUGAUUCUUCACCUGCCAAAAGUUCCAGGGAUGAAGAAAAUAAUGCUACAGCUGCGAGAUCCACAGAUUCUAGUCCCUCAACACUGUCUAAUUAUGGUUAUGCUGAAAGAGAGCAUGUAAAACGAGAAGAGGAAAAAACUGGAACUGCAAGGGAGGAAGAUCCAGCGGCAUCACUUGAGGAUGAAGAGGCAGCUGCUGUGCAAGAGCAAGUAAGGCAGAUAAAAGCUCAGGAGGAGGAGUUUGAGACCUUUAACCUCAAGAUUGUGCAUAGGAAAAACAGAACUGGCUUUGAGGAGGACAAGAACUUCCAUGUUGUUUUAAAUUCAGUCAUAGCUGGCCGCUAUCAUGUUACUGAGUAUCUUGGUUCAGCUGCAUUCAGCAAAGCUAUACAAGCACAUGAUCUGCAUACGGGCUUGGAUGUCUGUGUAAAAAUUAUAAAGAACAACAAGGAUUUUUUUGAUCAGAGCCUUGAUGAGAUAAAGCUUCUCAAGUAUGUGAAUAAGCAUGAUCCCGGUGACAAGUACCACAUUCUUCGAUUGUAUGAUUAUUUCUAUUAUCGAGAGCAUUUGUUAAUAGUAUGUGAACUUCUCAAGGCAAACUUAUAUGAGUUUCAUAAAUUUAAUAGAGAGUCUGGAGGGGAAGUUUACUUCACAAUGCCAAGAUUGCAGUCAAUUACCAUUCAGUGUCUUGAGGCACUUCAGUUUUUGCACGGACUUGGCUUGAUACAUUGUGACUUGAAGCCUGAGAAUAUAUUGGUGAAAAGUUACAGUAGAUGUGAGGUGAAGGUCAUUGAUCUUGGUAGCAGUUGUUUUGAGACAGAUCACCUCUGUUCCUACGUUCAAUCCAGGUCUUAUCGAGCCCCAGAAGUUAUCUUGGGACUUUCAUAUGAUAAGAAGAUAGAUGUAUGGUCACUUGGCUGCAUCUUGGCAGAACUUUGUACUGGCAAUGUACUCUUCCAAAAUGACUCGCCUGCAACAUUACUUGCUCGAGUUAUGGGAAUUAUAGCUCCCAUUGAUCAAAGCAUGCUUGCCAAAGGACGGGAUACAUACAAAUAUUUUACCAAAAAUCACAUGCUUUAUGAACGGAAUCAGGAAACAAACCGGCUGGAAUACCUGAUACCAAAAAAGACAUCCUUAAGACACCGGUUGCCAAUGGGAGAUCAAGGCUUCAUUGACUUUGUUGCUCAUCUACUUGAGAUAAACCCAAAAAAGCGGCCUUCAGCUUCAGAGGCUUUAAAGCACCCAUGGCUAUCAUACCCAUACGAACCUAUAUCAUCUUGAGCCAUUUGAAGAUUUUUUUUGCUGGCAAUGAUAUGCUGCAGGUGCCCUCGUGUUUGUGUUUGGGUGUCUUCUUAACAGGGGAAGGAGCCACUUUUAUUUCUGGCUGAAAUUGGUCGUCUGUUUUAGGGGGUCUUCAAAGAGAAAUUGGCCCUUACAUCUGUGCACAAUGCAUUGAAGGUUGUGUUUGGUUUUGUUGGUGAUACCUAUCUUUCCUUCCCCUUGCCAAGUUGUAAUUCCAACUAACCAUAAUCAAGAAUGUAAUUUUGCACGCUCUCUGUAUUCUUGGGGGUGCUUUGUUUGAUCUGGUGGAAGAAAUCUUAAAAAUCGUGUUGUACAUGAUGUGUGAUCAUUCUUUUAGGUUAUCUAGUAAUAUUUUGUGGAAUAGUUUUCCAUCCAA